AUGGCACGCGCGGCGAGUGAGUUGGUGGGAGCGAGCGCAGGCGGUGGCGGGCAGGGCGGCCUCGAGACGUCGUCUUCGCCACUCGCCGCAGCUCGCUCGGCGCACCCACGUCGCCGCAGUGUGCGCCAACAGUUCGUGAAGUGUCUUAGUGUUUUGGACAAUAGGCCUGCAAGCCCUGCGUUGCUGGAGGUGACAGCUGGAAGAAGAUACAUCGUGAAAGUGAUCCAAACAACAGAAAUGAUAGUUGGGGAAGAGAAAGAAAAGCGUAGUUUUGGUCUUGUAGGUUAUGCCGACAAAGAAAGUUAUUAUAUCUUUCAACACUCAAGUUGCAGCCAUUGGAAUGUUGCAACUGUGAGAACUAAGAGGCCGCUAAGAAUACGCGCCCGCCGACGCCCAGACGCCGCCGCCGCCGCCCCGCCGCCGCAGUCACUCCUCGCAUCUCGAAGUGGCGUGCCCGUCGUCCCUUGCAACAAAAGCACCAGCGCGUGCUGGAAGUUCGGAGAUGUGUUGAAAGGGGGAAGCGGCGCCGAGGUGCAGCCUGCCUGGGCCCGCGGGCCCGCCAGAUGCGCGCCGCCCUCGCCUCGCCUCGCCUCGCCACCGCCGCGCGCCAUGGAGACGGACGUCAGCCACGAGUACCAGGAGUACCUCAACGAGUACUUCCUGCGCGAGACCAACUCGCUCGACCAGUACCUCGACGAGAUCGAGGAGAGCAGCUCCAGAAGUUGUGAUGAGGGCGAGCAGGAGGCGGAGUGGCUGGUGGAGGCGGGGCUGCCGCAGCUGUCCGAGGCCUUCGCUGAGGGCCGCGAGGUGGCGGACGCCGAGCUGGAGCCCGCGCUACGCUCGCUGCCGCGCCACCAGGCGGAGGCCGUGAAGCGGCGCGUGCGCACGCUCAACCACACGCUGCGCCGCCGCCACCACGCGCCCCCGCCCGCGCUCGCCCACGCCCACGCCCAC
Messenger RNA from Gryllus bimaculatus (two-spotted cricket), 954 nucleotides. The record is from the annotation of a GenBank genome assembly. Lineage: Eukaryota; Metazoa; Arthropoda; Insecta; Orthoptera; Gryllidae.